Messenger RNA from Momordica charantia (bitter melon), 2044 nucleotides. Its product is annotated as ARM repeat superfamily protein. The record is from RefSeq and is a predicted model, not a curated record. NCBI's taxonomy places the organism in Eukaryota, Viridiplantae, Streptophyta, Magnoliopsida, Cucurbitales, Cucurbitaceae. Gene Ontology annotation, molecular function: protein binding.
GAGAAUUAGAACCAUGCGAAGCUUGUAGUUGUAUCGAAACCCAGAUGCCAAACCAAAGGCGGAGUGGAGCAGCCUCACACUCACAGAAAGGCAAAUUAUAGGUGUUCGGCUCCGCUUACUUCCGCCAUCAGAUUCCCUUCUUUUCUCUCUCUCCGGCCAUGAACAAUUUUUCCUGAGCAAAAACUAACUGAAAUUUCCACUGGCCUUUAUAUAAAUUGAAUUUUGAACUAAGAUUUCUGUUUCCUCUUUUGGAAAUGGUGUCGCUUGAGGAUUCUCACUCCAGUUCCAAUCGGUUUCCUUUGGGGAGAAGUUGCUACAGCCCAUCUUCUACCACUUCCAGUAAAAUUAGCAGGAACAUUGGGCGUUCUAUGCGCACUAUUCGCUCCAAUUUCUUUCAGGAUGAUAGUAGCUGCACUUUUAACGGUUCGGUAGCCGGAAAAUCGGGCUGCGUCUCUGAGAAUCUCACCGAUUCUGUCAUUGACCUUAGGCUUGGCGAGUUGGCAUCGCGUAGCCCUACAUGGGCCAAGCAAUCGUCUGAACAGGAAGAGGAUUUUCUUGAACUUUCUCAUGCUUUCAGUGAUUUCUCUGCUUGUAGCAGUGAUAUAUCAGGCGAGUUGCAGAGGCUUGCAAGUUUGCCGUCCAUGGCAGUUGUCCCUAGAAGAGAAGGGGAAGAUGCCGAGCCCGAGCCCUGCUUAGGGUUUCUGCAGAGGGAGAAUUUCUCCACCGAGAUUAUUGAGAGCAUUUCGCCGGAAGAUCUGCAGCCAACUGUUAAGAUCUGCAUCGACGGCCUCCAGUCGUCGUCAAUUGCAGUCAAGCGAUCUGCCGCGGCCAAGCUUAGGCUUCUGGCGAAGAACCGGUCCGACAACCGGGUACUCAUUGGGGAGUCCGGCGCCGUCCCUGCUCUAAUUCCUCUGCUUCGAUCCAGCGAUCCAUGGACGCAAGAGCAUGCUGUAACCGCACUGCUAAAUCUCUCACUCCAUGAGUCCAAUAAGGUUAUCAUCACAAAUGCUGGAGCCAUAAAAUUGCUGGUUUAUGCACUCAAAACUGGUACGGAAACUUCGAAGCAGAAUGCGGCGUGUGCUCUAAUGAGUCUGGCUUUAUUGGAGGAAAACAAGACUUCGAUUGGGGUUUGCGGGGCCAUCCCACCUCUGGUUUCUUUACUAUUGAACGGAUCGAAUAGGGGAAAAAAGGACGCGCUCACAACGCUCUACAAGCUUUGCUCGAUCAAGCCUAACAAGGAGCGGGCUGUCUCUGCCGGAGCUGUGAAGCCAUUGGUGGCGCUGGUGGUGGAGCAAGGAACGGGUCUGGCAGAGAAGGCCAUGGUGGUUCUGAGUAGCCUGGCUGGGAUUCAGGAGGGCAAGGAUUCGAUUGUGGAAGAGGGGGGAAUUGCUGCGCUCGUGGAAGCAAUCGAAGAUGGGUCGGUGAAAGGGAAAGAGUUUGCGGUAUUGACACUCUUGCAAUUGUGUGUUGAGAGUGUGAGAAAUAGAGGGUUGCUCGUAAGGGAAGGCGGAAUUCCACCUCUGGUUGCACUUUCGCAGACUGGAAGCGUUCGAGCAAAGCAUAAGGCGGAAACACUUCUGGGAUAUUUAAGAGAACCAAGACAAGAAGCAUCCUCAUCAAGUCCUUAAAAGAGAAGGCCUGAUAUGGGUUUUUUUUAGAAGGUAAUUGUAUUAUUAAGUAGUGGUAUCGUGGUUGCUGUAUAUAGGGAGUGGUUUUUUUGAUGGUUUGUACAGCGUGGUUGAGGAUGUUGGAAGAAUGAUGAUCGUAGAAUGGAGAAAUUAGUGCAGUUAGUGAAGCCAAAAACUGACAGUUAGAGAAGAAGAUGUAUGAUUUUUAACUAGGUUCUGGAAUAUCCUUUUAAUGACAUUCCGUUUUGCUAAUAGUGGAAUAUCACUUGGUUUGAUUUUCUGGGUUUGGGGAUUUGAUGAAUUCUGAUUGGGCUGUGUGUCUCUUGUUGUUUGGGUGACCCAAAUUCUGUAGAACUGAUUAUCUUGUUUUACAUAUUGGAAGUGGGAAUUGCAUAAAUUUUGUAUUUUCAGGUUAA